Molecule: messenger RNA, 4829 nt
Organism: Acanthisitta chloris (rifleman)
Lineage: Eukaryota; Metazoa; Chordata; Aves; Passeriformes; Acanthisittidae
Product: protein furry homolog-like
Exons: 27
Biological process (GO): neuron projection development; cell morphogenesis
Cellular component (GO): site of polarized growth; cell cortex
Source: RefSeq, a predicted model, not a curated record
UUAUGUACAUCUAGACAUCUACAGUGGGUUGAACAGUAACUUAAACCGCCAGCACCACAGGCUAGAAUCUCGCUACAGCAGCAGCUCGGGAGGAUCAUAUGAAGAGGAAAAAAGUGAUUCAAUGCCUCUGUAUUCAAACUGGCGUUUGAAGGUGAUGGAGCACAAUCAAGGAGAGCCUCUACCUUUCCCACCUUCUGGAGGUUGCUGGUCACCAUUGGUGGAUUACUUGCCUGAAACUUCUCCUCCAGGCAUGUCACUUCACAGAUGCAAUAUAGCAGUGAUUCUUUUGACUGACUUGAUAGUUGACCACAGUGUAAAGGUGGAAUGGGGAGGAUACUUGCAUCUUUUGCUUCAUGCAAUUUUUAUAGGUUUUGACCACUGUCACCCUGAAGUCUAUGAGCACUGUAAACGACUCCUUUUGCAUCUACUGAUAGUGAUGGGAUCUGGCAGUAAUGUCCAGUCUGUUGCUUCUGUCCUACUCAGAAACAGAGAGUUCAAUGAGUCCAGGGUGCUUACUGUCAAGCAAAGUGCCCAUUUAGAUUAUACUUUCACAGCAGGUGUUCAUGAUUUUAUACCGGAUUACCAGCCCUCCCCAAUGACAGACUCAGGGCUUAGUUCAAGUUCUACCUCUUCUAGCAUCAGUUUAGGAAAUACAAGUGCUGCCAUUUCUCAACUGCACACCACAAUCCUCAAUGAGGUUGACAUUUCAGUAGAGCAGGAUGAAAAAGUGAAAACUCUCAUAGAAUUUAUUACCUCAAGGAAAAGGGGCCCACUUUGGAAUCAUGAAGAUGUUUCGGCCAAGAACCCUAAUAUAAAGAGUGCUGAACAGUUAACUGUGUUUUUAAAGCAUGUGGUAUCUAUAUUUAAACAGUCUAGCUCAGGAGGGUAUCAGUUGGAACACCGUCUCAGUGAAGUCGCGUUGCAAACUGCUCUUUCCUGCUCCUCUCGACAUUAUGCUGGGAGGUCCUUUCAGAUUUUCAGGGCUCUGAAGCAGCCUCUCACUGCAUCUACACUUUCUGAUGUGCUCUCCAGACUAGUAGAAACUGUUGGAGAUGCAGGAGAAGAAGCUCAGGGUUUUGUCAUAGAACUGCUUCUGACUCUAGAGUCUGCUAUUGAUACAUUGGCUGAAACCAUGAAGCAUUAUGAUCUGCUUUCUGCCCUUUCUCAAACCUCAUAUCAUGAUUCUGUAAUGGGAAACAAGUAUGCAGCUAAUAGGAAAAGCACUGGACAGAUAAAUCUAAGCACAAGUCCCAUUAAUAGUGGCAGUUGUUUGGGACACUACAGCAAUACAAGGAGUAAUUCUUUGAGACUGAAUUUAAUCAGCGAGCGUAGAGGCGACCGGCGACGGAGCAACACACUGGAUAUAAUGGAUGGAAGGAUAAAUCAUGGUGGAAGUUUGGCCAGGACUAGAAGCCUUUCCUCCCUUAGAGAGGGAGGGAUGUAUGAUGUGCAGCCUACUACUGACCCUGUCAACUUGAUGGCCACCAUAUUUUGGAUUGCAGCUUCGUUGCUGGAGUCAGAUUACGAGUAUGAAUACCUUCUGGCUCUCAAGCUACUCAACAAGCUUCUUAUUCACAUGCCUCUGGAUAAAUUAGAGAGUCGGGAAAAGAUAGAAAAGGUGCAGGAUAAACUGAAAUGGAAUAACUUUCCAGGCCUUCAGCAGCUUUUCCUGAAAGGUUUUACUUCAGCAUCUACACAAGAAAUGACAGUUCAUCUCCUCAGUAAACUCAUCACAAUUUCCCGGCAUGCCUUGGUGGAUCCUUCUCAGUUAGCAGGAUUUCCCCUAAACAUCUUGUGCCUACUUCCUCAUCUGAUCCAACAUUUUGAUAACCCAACCCAGUUUUGUAAAGAAACAGCUGACAGGAUAGCAAAGGUUUGUGCAGAGGAGAAGUCACCAACUCUUGCCAAUCUGGCUCAUAUGAUGAGUUUAUAUAGCACACACAGUUACUCCAGAGACUGUUCUAACUGGAUUAAUGUAGUGUGUAGAUACUUGCAUGACUCCUUCUCAGAUGCCACAUUUAACCUCGUAACUUAUCUUGCAGAGCUGUUAGAGAAAGGGCUAUCGAGCAUGCAACAGUCCUUGCUACAGAUCAUUUACAGUCUUCUGAGUCAUAUUGACCUCUCCACAGCACCAGUGAAGCAGUUUAAUUUGGAAAUCAUAAAAGUUAUUGGUAAAUAUGUUCAGAGUCCAUAUUGGAAGGAAGCCCUUAAUAUUUUGAAACUGGUGGUGUCUCGCUCAGCAAGCCUUGUUGUGCCUAAUGAUAUUCCAAAGUCUUAUGGAGGUGACAUAGGUUCUCCUGAAAUCUCUUUCACAAAAAUUUUUAAUAAUGUCUCCAAGGAGCUGCCUGGGAAGACCUUAGAUUUUCAUUUUGAUAUCUCAGAGACCCCAAUUAUUGGGAAUAAGUAUGGUGAUCAACACAGUGCAGCUGGUAGAAAUGGGAAGCCAAAAGUCAUUGCUGUCACCCGGAGCACUUCUUCAACUUCAUCAGGCUCCAAUUCAAAUGCACUAGUUCCUGUCAGCUGGAAGAGACCACAGCUAUCUCAGAGGAGGACUAGGGAGAAGCUAAUGAAUGUGCUUUCUCUGUGUGGUCCAGAAUCUGGACUUCCCAAGAAUCCUUCGGUCGUGUUUUCUUCUAAUGAAGACUUGGAAGUUGGAGAUCAACAAACGAGUCUAAUUUCAGCAACAGAAGAAGUGAUUCAAGAGGAGGAAGUGGCUGUAGAAGACAAUACUAGUGAACAACAAUUUGGAGUUUUUAAAGACUUUGACUUUUUAGAUGUUGAAUUGGAAGAUGCAGAGGGUGAAAGCAUGGACAACUUCAACUGGGGCGUUCGUAGACGCUCUCUUGACAGUAUUGACAAAGGAGACACACCAUCCCUUCAGGAAUGUCAGUACUCUGGUAGCACACCCAGCUUGAACUUGACCAACCAGGAAGAUACUGAUGAGUCUUCAGAAGAAGAAGCAGCACUGACUGCAAGUCAGAUACUGUCUCGUUCACAGAUGUUAAUCAGUGAUUCUACCAUAGAUGAAACAGUAUCAGAUCAUGCUGGUUUAUCACUUCAGUCUCAAGACUCCACUAGCAGUGUGGGAACAGAAGAGGUGCUUCAAAUCAGAACUGAGACCCCCAGUUUGGAGGCUUCUUCUCUAGAUAACUCUAGCAACCAGCUGCCUGAGGAAGGCAGUUCAGCAGUACGGGAUGAACAGAUCAGCACUGCUAGUGAAGACACUGGGUCAUAUCUGCUACAUGAACAACAAGACUGUCUGGUCUGUCAGGAAUCUCUGGAGUUGGAAGAGACCCCAGAACUCGUGGAAGCAGCAGCUCCUGAAAGCUAUUCUGAAUCUGUCUGUGAAGAGGAUGUCACUCUUGCUUUGAAAGAACUAGAUGAGAGAUGUGAAGAAGAAGAAGCUGACUUCUCUGGUCUGUCCAGCCAAGAUGAAGAAGAGCAGGAUGGUUUCCCAGAAGUACAGACUUCCCCACCUCCUUCCCCAUUUCUUUCUGCCAUAUUGGCAGCUUUCCAGCCAGUGGCAUAUGAUGAUGAAGAGCAAGCCUGGCGCUGCCACGUCAAUCAGAUGCUGUCAGAUACAGAUGGAUCUUGUGCUGUCUAUACAUUUCACGUCUUUUCAAGGUUGUUUCAGACCAUUCAAAGAAAGUUUGUAUCUAUAACAAAUGAUUCUGUCAGCUUCCUUGGUGAAAGUCUACAGCGCAUUGGAACAAAAUUUAAAAGUUCUCUGGAAGUGAUGAUGUUAUGUUCAGAAUGUCCAACGGUCUUUGUGGAUGCGGAAACGCUAUUGUCCUGUGGCCUGUUAGAAACAUUGAAGUUCAGUGUUCUAGAGCUCCAAGAACACUUGGAUACCUAUAAUGUCAAAAGAGAGGCAGCAGAACAGUGGCUAGAAGACUGCAAAAGAACAUUUGGUACUGAUGAUGGUAUUCAUGGCACUAACACAGAUGCCCAGCAAAUGGAAAUUCUAGCAGAGCUGGAGUUGUGUCGGAGGCUAUACAAGUUGCAUUUCCAGCUGCUGCUUCUGUUCCAAGCCUAUUGCAAACUCAUCAGUCAAGUAAAAACAAUCAAAAAAGAAGCAGAGGUCAUAAACAUGUCUGAAGAACUUGCUCUUUUGGAGAGCUGCCUGAAAGAGGCCGAGGCUGUGUCUGACAGUGGUAUUGAAGAAAUUGAAAUUGCAGAGGCUUCCCAAGCUAGCACAGAAACAGCUAUUCACGCUCUCAUUGAAACCCUGAGAAACAAGGAGUUUGUGUCAGCUGUAGCACAGGUCAAAGCUUUCAGAUCAAUUUGGCCCCACGACAUCUUUGGCAGCUCUGAAGAUGACCCAGUUCAGACAUUGCUGCACAUAUAUUUCCGUCAUCAGACACUUGGCCAAACUGGGAGCUUUGCAGUUGUAGGCUCCAACCAAGACAUGUCUGAGGCCAGCUCAAAGCUGAUGGAACUGAAUCUAGAAAUUCGAGAGUCUCUACGCAUGGUGCAAUCCUAUCAGCUUCUAGGGAAGAUCAAACCAGGAAUAAACUUUGUGCGCACUGGAUUCUGAACCCGUCAUUUAGAAAAGAACUGAUGGUGAAGACACUUCAGAGCACCUUUCAUGAAAACAUAAAAACAAACCUCCAGCAAUCCUGACAACCAACACAGUUUUAUCACAGCAAGAAACUAUUUCCUCAAAAGUAAAAAAUCUGAAAAUUGAACAUCCUACCUGACUGCUCUUUCUACACAGCAGCCUGUGUGGCAGUAGUAUUUUUUUAUUAAAUUUAUCUAUAAAAACUACAUGAAAGGAAAAGGGCUUAAAUGUAAUGCAUAUGUAUGCAUUAUUUUCUGUCGUAACAGAA